This is a messenger RNA of Leptinotarsa decemlineata (Colorado potato beetle), 1294 nucleotides long. RefSeq names its product Rho GTPase-activating protein conundrum. The record is from RefSeq and is a predicted model, not a curated record. NCBI's taxonomy places the organism in Eukaryota, Metazoa, Arthropoda, Insecta, Coleoptera, Chrysomelidae.
CGCUGGAUCAUCCACAUUCUGCUACCAAAACGAAAAUAAAAUGGACAAAUAGUGAACCUUUGCAAAACAAAAAGUUUUUCAGGACUGAUAAAGGAGAUGUUGCACAUUCUGGCUCUGAAAAUGUUAUAUUGAAGGGAUAUCAAGCUUUAACAGAAAAUGGAACACUACCCCGACCUCCGCAAAGGGAACGUAGUGGUAGUGACCCAACAACCGAAAUCCAUCUGCAGCCAUUAAAAAAUGACAAUGCUUCUGAUGUAUUAAGGGCAGAAACGAAUAAUCUUCAUAAUCAAUUAUCUCGAAGUCAUAACAGUAUAACAAGUUACAAUAAUUGCAGUAAAAUUUAUGUAAACAGUAAUGAUGAUAAUAGUCAUGUUGAUGGUGUCAGUUUUGAGGGAUUAGUACGACAGAAUGAUAAUGACCGAUUGAGAGCUGUGAUCACUGAGUUUCACCUUUUAUUGUUUUCAUCUAGUCAUUUUUCAGGAGGUAAUGUUUUUGGUGUGAAUUUGUCAACCUUAGUGAUGCGAGAUAUGCCAAGACCAUCAGAUAUUUCAAUGGUGCCUGAAAUUUUUCAAAGUAUACUUAAUCAAUUGAAUAUAAGGUGUGUGACUGAAGAUGGUAUACUUCGAGUUGCUGGACAGAAACAAAAAUUAGAAGCGUUAUGUAAUGAAAUUGAAACCAAAUUUUAUAACAAUAGGAAGGAAGUGGAAAAUUUGCUCAGUCAAGCCACUGUUCAUGAACUCACUGGAGUACUCAAAAAAUUGCUGAGAGAUUUGCCGGAUCCCAUUUUUACUAUGGAACUUUUUGAAAUGUUUUACAAAACGAGUGGUAAGUGGAAGGAUAAUGAUAAGGUGAUUUUGAAACAUCUCACAAAAGAAGAUUUAAACAAGCAAAUCAAAGAUGCGGCUGUUUGUUGCUGUAUCAUGGAAACUAUGUUGAAAGCUGGGGUUAAACUAUGGUCUGUACCAUCUUAUUUGGCUCACCAAGCUCGGGAGGCCCAAAAGAAAGCUCAAGUCCGUAAAGAUUUGAGUAAAGAUAAAGACAGACGAAUUCGGUCUGGUAAGACGAAAUUAGUAAGAAGCAGUACUCAGUAUGAACCAGGUGCAAUGAAUAUACCAAAAUUAAAGAGAGAUUUUUUUGUAUAAUUUUUGAUAUACCUUAAAAGGAUAACUCAUUCCGAAUAGUGUACCUUAAAAGUUAGUGCCUCUUAAUAUUUUAAUAUUUAAUGUUGUGAUUAAAAUAUUUACAGUUAUUUAUACAAUGAGUGUCUGUGCCAAAAUACAGUUUUAUAUUAUUG